CCUGAUCACAUCCCCUCCCUCUCCGCACACCUCCCUCAUCCCAGAUCUAAGCCAUGGCCGUUGUAGGAGUCGACUUUGGUACUUUGCAUAGCAAGAUCGGUGUCGCAAGACAUCGUGGUAUCGACAUAAUCACCAAUGAAACCUCAAAUCGCCAAACACCUUCGUUGGUUGCUUUUGGCCCCAAGCAGCGCGCCUUAGGCGAAGCCGCGAAGACGCAAGAGACGUCAAACUUCAAAAACACCGUAGGCUCGCUCAAGCGCCUGAUUGGCCGGACGUUGAACGACCCCGAAGUGCAAGAAUACGAGAAGAAAUUCUUGAAUGCCAAGCUCGUCGAUGUGAAUGGCACGGUCGGUGUGCAGGUCAACUAUGUUGGCGAGCCGCACACGUUCUCAGCAACGCAACUCACCGCCAUGUACCUCAAUAAGCUCAAGGAUAUCGCGUCCGUGGAGCUCAAGACGGGCGUGUCCGACAUCGUCAUUGCCGUCCCCGGCUGGUUCACUGAGAUCCAGCGCCGGGCGAUGCUUGACGCGGCGGCGAUCGCGGGCCUUAACUGCCUUCGGCUGAUCAACGACUACGCCGCCGUCGCGCUCGGGUACGGUAUCACGAAGGCGGACCUGCCCGAGCCCGAGAAUCCGCGGCACGUCGUGUUCGUAGACGUCGGCCACUCGUCGCUCUCCGCCUCCGUCGUCGCCUUCUCCAAGGGCCAACUCGUCGUUAAGGGCACCGGCUUCGACGCCCACCUCGGCGGGCGCGAGAUCGACUACGCGCUCGUGCGCCACUUCUCGGAGGAGUUCAAGACCAAGUACAAGAUCGACGUCAUGUCGAAUCCGAAGGCGACGUUCCGCCUUCAGGCCUCGUGCGAGAAACUGAAGAAGAUCCUUUCCGCCAAUUCGGAAGCGCCGCUCAACGUCGAGUCGAUCAUGAACGACAUUGACGCCACCUCCAAGCUCACCCGGGAGGAGUACGAGGCGCUCAUCGGCGAGCUCCUCGACCGCAUCCCGGCCCCGAUCCAGGCCGCGCUCGACCAGGCCGGUCUCAAGCUCGACGACGUGCACUCGAUCGAGCUCAUCGGCGGCUCGACCCGCAUCCCCGCCGUGCGCGCCAAGAUCCAGAGCGUGUUCCCGGGAAAGACGCUCUCGACAACGCUCAACCAGGACGAGGCCGUCGCGCGCGGCGCCACGUUCUCGUGCGCGAUGCUCUCCCCCGUCUUCCGCGUGCGCGACUUUGCGAUCACCGACAUCGCGAACUACUCCGUCAAGAUCCAGUGGGAGAAGCAGCCCGGCGACCAGGACGAGGACACCGAGCUCACCGUCUUCGCGCGCGGGCAGACGAUCCCGAGCACGAAGGUGCUCACCUUCUACCGUAGUGGACCGUUCGACCUUCAGGCCGUCUACGCCGAGCCCGCAACCCUACCUGGAGGCAUCAACCCGUGGAUCGGUCAGUUCACGGCGAAGAACCUUGGCCCUGAGCCACCCAAGGACUCUGUCCCGGUUAAGGUCCGCGUGCGCUUGGACAACGAUGGCCUCGUCUCGUUCCAGAGCGCGUACCUUGAGGAGCGCACGGAGGUCGAGGAGACGCCGAUGGAGGUCGACGGCGAGGGCAACCAGCAGCCGCCGAAGAAGAAGACGAAGGUGACGAAGAAGGACAUCCCCAUCGUCUCCCAGAACUCGUCGCUGGACAAGAGUAUCCUCGACAGCCUAAGGGAGCUCGAGGGUCAGAUGCACGAAGCCGACAAGCUCGUCAAGGACACUGAGGAUUGCAAGAACGCGCUCGAGGAGUACAUCUAUGACACCCGCAGCAAGCUCGACGACCGGUACGCCGCCUACGUGCAGCCGCAGGAGAAGGAGGCAAUCCUCCCCGCCCUCACUGAGGCCGAGGACUGGCUGUACAGUGAGGAGGGUGAGGACGCGACCAAGUCGGUCUACGUCGAGCGCCUCAACAAGCUCAAGGCGCUCGGCGACCCCGUCGCGGCUCGCUAUCGUGAGGCCGAGGCGCGCCCGUCCGCGAUCAGCGCGCUCCGAGACACGAUCAACACCUACAUGAACCAAGCCUCGUCCGGCGAUGAAAAGUUCUCGCACAUCGAGGAGAAGCACAAGCAGACGGUGAUCGAGAAGUGUGCGACGGUGCAGAAGUGGCUCGAGGACAACAUCGUCCGCCAGUCGGAGAGGCCGAAGAACGUGAACCCCGUCCUGACAGCAGCAGAGAUCUCGAAGAAGCGCGACGAGGUCAUCAACGUCGCCAUCCCCAUUCUCACCAAGCCCAAGCCCAAGCCAAAGGUUGAGCCGACGACCGGUACCGAGACGCCCAAGCAGCCUGAACCAGAGGCGAAGCAGGAGGCGCCCAAGAACGACGGCCCGUCGGAGAUGGACAUCGACUAAGCUUCGGGUUGUCUCCACACACCUUACUCUCCUCUUGAUGACGUGACGUGGUUCGUGUUAGAGUAGAUUCAGCUGUAGAAACACCCGAUCUUCCUCUCGCUCUCAAUGGACCGAGGAACAAACAUACAACUUGUACAGCAUAAUGCAUAUAUUUUUGUUUGCUCAGCAUGGUAUCAAACACUGCCUCGUACAUACAGGGUGCCGUUGUUACAGAACCAACAAUUUGGGAGGAGGGACAUGAAGGCACUUGUAUAACCAAAAAAUCCGAUCACAAGAUGGUUCUGUCGUACAUUGAUCGCAGGCAAGAUAGGUCAAGAUUGUUGUUCAACGGGACGAUGGAGGAGGGUAUCUCCGAUCAUCUCUUAAAGGCGGGCGGUCAUAGGUAUCCCGACCAUACACCGGUGGUGGCAGCGGCGAACGCGGGCGCACCACGUCAGGACGCCGAUCAUAAGUCGAAGAAGUGCUGUAUCCCGCUCUGUCCACGGGCCCAUCUCGAGCAGGAGGCGGGUAGUCCCUCGAGUCCCGCGGGCCGGGCACGUACGGUGCGGGCGGCCGAUCGUAGUACCCGCCAAGGGGAGAGGCCGCUCUGCGGGGCGGCGGCGGAGGGUAGGACGCCGAGAGCGGGACGGAGUCGCGGCGCGGAGGCGGGUAGUACGGAUCCGGGUAUGGGUCGUCGCGCAUGCGCUUGGCGGGCGGGCGGAGGUCGUCCGCCGAGGGCGUGCGGCGGAGAGGACUUGGGCUGCGCGGACGCACGCGCGAGUAUGCUGGCGGGGGAGGUGGCGCGGGAUCGGGAUAGCGCCGCGGCUCGAGGUCGCGCGGAGGGUAUGAGCCGCGUGCGCGGUCGUCCGCCGGGUAAGGGUCCGCCAGGCGCGAGGCCAUCGGGUACGCGGCACCGUCAUAGGAUCGGUGCGAGGGCACGGGUGACGCCGCGCGCCGGUCGUGUUCUUCUUUCGUCUCCCAUCCGUUGCUGAGCCGGUGCGCGUCGCGGGAGUAGUAUCGCGGCUCCCUGUCGGGAAGCGCAGCUGGCGGAGGAGGAGGCCGGUCGCGAUCCCAGUUGUCACGCGCGUCCCACGUCCUUCCUCGAGGUGGAGGAUCCGCCCUGAAAGGCGGCUUGUCGUCGUAGUAAUCCCGUCGGGCGUCGUAACGCGGGUCGGCGGAGGCGGGGGGAUACGCAACGUCGGCGGGGCGAUCGUAGAGCCUUGGGGUGGGGUCUCUCCCGCGGUCGUCGAUGGGAGGGCGCGAAGCGGGAAGGGGCGGCUCCGGACCUCUCCGCAGGGGUCGAUCGACGUCCAUGUCGUCUGGCCUCCUGUCAUCGUACGGGCGAGGAGGAGGAGGGCGAUAGUUCCGGUCCAGGUCAUCCCGUGGGUCGCGCGAGUACCUGUAGUCGCCCGGGCGGGAAACAGGUGAAAGGGGCAGCUUCGGCGGGAAGGGGCGAUGGUCCUCGCGCGCUAGCGACGCGGCGCGUGGCGGCAGUCCCGAACCACCACCAUAGCUGGCGCCUUCGGGAGGGAGCGCACGUCCGUGAGCAGGGGGCGGCGUGCGGUACCCGUCCCGUCGAACACGCUCGUCCAGAGAGGAACGCGGCGGAGAGUGGCGACGCGCUGCUUCGGCCAACAGCUUGCUCGGCGAAUCGUCGAUCGGCUCGAUUUUCGGGCGUCGGUCUGGCAGCGGCGCAGUCUGCCGUGGCGGCUGAGCAUCACGAGGAGGAGGAGGCGGUUGCGCCGGGCCAGGCCGCGUGGGCCUUUCGUUCGCGUCUGGAGGCUUUGGGUUGGAAAGACGGUCCAGAAGUGGUGGGCCUGUCGGGCGAGGAGGUCCAGGGUUGCUGAGACGGUCUUGAAGAGGUGUGGUAGACGACGCAGAAGCCGGUAUUGGGGGACGUAGGCGGUCACCUAGUGGACGAGGCUGGUUGCGGGGAGGAGACGGUGCGCGCGGAGGAGGCUGGGUCGAUCUAGGCUCCAAAACAGGAGGGGCCCGGGAGUCGUUCGCGGAAAUGUUACCUGAUGUUUGGCGAGACGGAGGCCCGCGAUCAUCCACGGGAGCAGAAGCAGGCGGAGGUCGACGGUCAUCCAGAGCUGUAGCAGAACCAGGCACGGGUCGGCGAUCAUCGAAAGAGUUAGAGACAGACAACUGGCGGCGUUCCGGCGGAGGUGGGAGAGGGCCACGCGCAGAACCUUUUGGAGACGGCGGCACCGGCGCGCGCUCACGUUCACGUUCACGAUCGAUGGGCAGCUGUCGGGGGCUAGCAGGGAGCGGGCCACGACCUCUAGUGUCUCUGUCAACCUCAUGUUUUCCUGGGGAAGGCGGGACGCGACGAUCAUCCACGUUCGAGUCAAUUCUUGGCCGAGACACAUCCCUAUCCGCCCCGAAAGGCGGGCGAGCAUCGAGCGAAGCGCGAGAACGAGAAUCUGGAGGAGGCAUACCGCGAUCAUCCCUUGGAUCCUGAGGGCGAGACGUUCCUGAUCCCUGGGGCGGAGGUAGCGGAGCCCGGUAGUCCCUAUCGCGAUCAUUCACGCUCGUGUUGGUACUUGCAGAGAGUGGCCUACUGGACGAGGCAGACGACAGUGGAGUAGGAUCCGCACGCCUGUCGGGUGCAGAGGGCGGGUAUGGAUCACGUCUGUCCACGUUCAUGAGGUCGUCUUGCGAUCUACUAGGCUCCAAACGCCGUGCGAGCGGCGGCGGGGGCGGGCGGCGCGAUCGAUCGUCGGCGCGUUCCCAAGGCGCGUCUUUGUCGUGAUAGUAUAUCCCUCGGUCUUUGUCUCUGUCCAGAUCACGUUCUCUCUCAAAUGUGCUUGACCGCGGAACAUCGCGCGGGUCUGUGAGACGAGCAGCCGGUUCAGGUCCGGAUGCGCCUCGGGGAGGAUCAAAGCGCCCGCGACGGUCGUCCACAGGAGGAAGCGGCCCAGGUCGAUCGCCAGCGGACGACCAAGCCGAGUCUCUGCCAUCGCGCGAAAAGCGGGAGGGCUCAUCUCUCUCCCUGUCCCGGUCCCUAUCCUUGUCUUGAUCUCUGUCUCGAGCGUCUAGCUUUGAGGGGCUAUUACCAGGUCCGGGGCGACGCAGCGUUGGAGAGGACAUGGUCAUAUCAGUAGCAGGUCUGUCACGGUCACGGUCACGGUCAGCGUCAGGACGAGAGCCGGUUGAGUCAAAGGUGGGCCUAGUGCGGCCCCCUGACGGUGCCUGGCUAGCAGUGGAGCCAGUGCGAGAUCUUUGAAAAGGAAGAGGGUCACGAGCAGAGGAAGAAGUAGAGGAGCCAUAAGGAGUGCCGGCGGGGUCGGUCAAGCUGCCGUUGCGGGAGAGAGGCUGUUGUUGUUGCUGUUGACCAGAGCAAUUCAAUUUUUCCUGGGCAUCAGAACGCCGUCUUGGAGUGGCCUGUGAGUCAUUGUUCGAGGUCACCGAGCCAGUCGAGUUCUGAGGUGCAAGCUUUCGAGUACCAGAAACGUCUUUAGCAUCCUUGUCAUCUCCAGGUCCGGAACGACGGCCGCCAUCUGACGAAGUGAUAGAGACAGUUGACGCAAGGGAGCCUUCCGGACGCAGAGGAGCACGACGGAAAUGCGAGGCGCCACCGUUGUUGUUCCCGUUCCCGUUGCUGGCACCCGUAUGCAUCGAGGAAGAAAGCGGUCUGUCCCUAUCGUCAGGUAUCUGUUCGGGGUGGGGUGGUACGUGAGCCGCUCCUGGGAUAGACGCUGACGGAGGCUUGCGCGGCCCCAGCCAGACGCCCGCGAGGUGAUCAGGCUGCGGUACGGGUUGAAAGAACUCGUGUUGGCCGUUCUUGAUGACCGCCUUGAGAUUCUCGAGCCUUUCCAGGUCGUUCAUUUGCU
This is a messenger RNA of Punctularia strigosozonata HHB-11173 SS5, 6193 nucleotides long. RefSeq names its product heat shock protein 70. The record is from RefSeq and is a predicted model, not a curated record. NCBI's taxonomy places the organism in Eukaryota, Fungi, Basidiomycota, Agaricomycetes, Corticiales, Punctulariaceae. The coding region runs from base 54 to 2378 and encodes 774 amino acids. Gene Ontology annotation, cellular component: nucleus; cytosol. Gene Ontology annotation, biological process: protein folding. Gene Ontology annotation, molecular function: ATP binding; ATP-dependent protein folding chaperone. The transcript has 7 exons.